AUGACUUUCCAAAUUCGCCGAUACCGUACUUCAAUUACACUAUGCUGUCUGGUGGUUAUUCUAUUUUUUGCAAAUGUUUCAAUUCAUUCCAAAAACCAGACCGAUUUGGAAAAAUUACAGAACAAGCACGUCGAACCAGAUUUUUCAAUUACAAAAGAGUUGCGAAUGCUGCGAUUGGCUUUUUUAAAAUGGAGAGCGUGUAUGAGGGAAUUAUUGCAAGAUAAUAAUAUAUCGCUAGAUGACAUGGACCCCGAAGAUCCUCAAUAUAGCUAUUUGCAAUGGUUAGUUAGUGAAGCAGAAAAAAAGAAUAAGGAGGAGGAAAGUAACACUGGAGAACUUUUUGAUAGUUUGUGGCACAAGUUAGGAUCCUACACAGACAAAUGUCGUUCAUCAACUGAUUUGUGGCAUAUGGAACCUGAAAUAGUUUCUGGAACAGCUUUGAAAUUUUUCACUCCAAAUCCAACAGACACAUCAGCCACAUUUGUAAGGGUUGGAAUUGGUGCAAAUGUUUCUAUUGAACAGUAUUUCAAGAAAAAAUUGUCAGCGGAUUCUGAGUUUUUUGGGGCAGAUCCGGCUUUCAUGGAAAAUUCGCAAAUUUAUUCAUCAAUCGGGACGUUCUUCCCGUUUGCGGUUGGAAAUGAGACUGGACUAAAACAAGCAACACUUAAAUUCUCAGUCGAACGAAUGUCUUCGAAGUUUGUCAACCACAUUGGGAUUGACAUUUUCUUCAAAAAUCUCAUUCGAAAGGAUAUAAUUGAUUACUUAAUUUUUGAAGGCGACGGUGGAGAAUACGACAUGAUGUCUCAUCUUGCUAGGAACGGUACACUAGAACAAGCAGGAAUAUCAGUAUGUCAAAUCAAUAUUGAGUAUCAUUUACCAAAAGAAAUGAACGAUCCACGCAAGGAAAUUUUUCGACAGCACAUUUUACAGUUCAUCAGAGAUAAAAAAUACACACUACAUUCUGUAACAAAUAUGGGUAAUUUGAGAGUCUUCUGGGUAAACACGUCGUCUUUGGAGUGUGCUCGGAGAUAUUUAGAAAAAACAUUUUUAAAUGAUAUAGAUUUAGUAUAAUUUUGUUAAUAAAUUGUUCAAGUAA
Caenorhabditis elegans is the source of this 1096-nucleotide messenger RNA. RefSeq names its product Methyltransf_21 domain-containing protein (gene F21G4.3). The coding region runs from base 1 to 1071 and encodes 356 amino acids. NCBI's taxonomy places the organism in Eukaryota, Metazoa, Nematoda, Chromadorea, Rhabditida, Rhabditidae. The transcript is spliced from 7 exons. The record is from RefSeq and is marked reviewed.